UAAAGGUUUGUUGUCAUUCAUGGCUGCUUUACCUGUGUAGCAGUCUGUGUUCGUGUCGUGCCGGCCACUUCUGUCCUAGUCUUCUUUCCAAAUUUCAUUCGGAGAUUUUUACUUCUGCUAAACGCCAAAGUCCCAUUUUGACAAAGCUAAUACAUUUUUGGAUUCAUGUUUAAUUUUUACUAGAUCUAGAUCUAGAAAGAUCCGUCGGUCCUUUUGGUUCGUGAUAAAAUGAGGAUUUUACCUGGCUUGACCAGUAGAUGCCCAUCAUUGUCUACGUAGACGCUGUCCACCCAUUGUCCUCCACGCAUUUGCUUCCUUCCUGAGUGGAUUGGAUUACUUUGUACUGAAUGUCAUGGCCACCUCCAAAGUGACUUUCGUGACAGGAACAGCAGAAGUGAAACGAAGAGAUCCCCAAGGUCUAAAUAGUUUGCAUCCUGACCAGCAUCUGACCACAGAGCCACAGAAACCCCUCCAGGUCACCUAUGUAGAUGGCAAGUGUACUUGCUGUCCUUAUGGUUAUCACAUUGACCUUGACUUUCUGAAUUUUUGUCGUGAUCUUGAAAGUGGCUCUACUCUGCGUAACCUUAAACGAAUUCGACGCAAUAAGAAAAAGUUGCGAAAAUCUAUGGAACUUAUGCUAGACGAGCAAGAGGGACGAACAUUUGACCCAAGCUCAGCACCACCUGAUAUUGUACAUUCCACUGAGGCUGGACGCCUUAUGCACAUGAUUAACUACGAGCGUUCAGCUACCCACCACAUCCUCAGCCAAAUUGAUUCCUCUGUCAACACUACUAUUGCCAACAUUGACGGAGUCAGGGGUCGCAGGUACAUGUCAUCAGAUAGCGACGAGCCCGUGACACCUUUCAGCCCUUCUUCUUACAGGGCGGCUUAUUCAAAUGAUGGUGCCAUGACUCCACCUCUGUCCAUGUCAGCUCGCACUGACUCCCUCACCUCCCUUUCCUCUGUGUCCACUAUGUCCAGUGAGAGCCAUUUAAUGCAACAGCUCUACCCUCAGGAAUUCCAGUACACUGUGAAUCACAAAGUCACUAGCAAGAUUAUAGAGACUCCAGUAAUAGAAAUGGCCACAGCAGAGGUCAAGCUUAAAGAAACUCCAGUGAUAGAGAGAGGGACAGCUGAGGUCAAGCCUAAAGAAACACCAGUGGUAGAAAGAGGGACAGCUGAGGUCAAGCACUACUCUACAACUUCUUCAGCUCAACUGGCUGGUCCGUCUGAAGUCUUUGAACCAGUAUUCAGUCCCAAAGUUUUCUCUCCGGGCAAUACCAAGAUACCUCCAAAUACAUUGCCUCCUGCCAACCCUUUGACUCCAGCAGUUAAAGAAACUCUUGCUCUCAAUGCUCAAAGAAUUAAAGAACUUGAGGAUCAGGUCAAGACCAUUCCAAUUCUGCAGGUGCGCAUAUCUGUUUUGAAAGAAGAAAAACGACUUCUAAAUCUGCAGCUGAAGGCCAGUAAGUCCAACAGUCAUCCUCCAAUGAUAUCUAUUGGUGUUGGAGAUAACAGGAUAGAAGUUGACGAGAAAGUGGAGAAAUUGGUUUAUUCUCCGAAACAGUUUGAGCUUCCCAAGUCAUUCACAGACUCUACCCAAUCCUUGAGAUCUCCGCUGGCAAAGACUCCACCAGCAACACUUCCCAAGCCUGUUAAAACAACAAGCACAGGAGUGGGUGACCACAGUGUCAUUGAACCCUAUCUUUUGCAGCCUGAGCUGCCCACUGGCUACACAAUAGAGGACAAUGUAACCCACACGGAGAUCCAUACUACAACAGUAAUAGAGAGGGACAGGUUGCUGAAGAGCUUUAUCCAGCCCCCUUCCCUAAAUGUUUCUUUCCACCGCACCACGUCUCAGGAGUCAAUAGACAGAGAGACACGUCUUCCUUCCUCAUCACAGCUAGAAUCUCCUCGUUUCACCAUAAAUCAAAUACAGAGGUCAACUCCUAAAGCUCUGACUCGAACCCUAGGUGUGGGUGAGGGUAAUGUUUUUGAAGAUUCUGGUUUGCAUGUUCAUGAGAAGGAACUAAGGACUGUAAUCAUUGGACAGAGUGGAGCUGUAGCCAAACGAAAUGUGGGUAUAGACUGCAGGGUCCCGACUCGAGAUGUGGGUGUGUCUUUCAUGUGUGAUGAAGAGAAACCAGCCACACGCACCAUUGGUGUUAAUGUUAGUUAUGACACCAGUGGUAUUCUAACAUCACUGGACUUUAAGGGAGAAACAGAGCUGCGCAUGGCUUUACGAGGAGUGUUGCAACGAAGUGUCCACAGUGUGGGAACCAACUGUAACUUUAAAGUAACAACCAUUGAUGCAGCCACCUUAACUGAGACUGGCUCUGGUGUGAGUGUUGGCUGCGGAGAUGAAGAGAUGAGGAUUGACGUGGAAGUCAGGCCAGCGACGGUCAAGAAGUCCCAGGGUGUGACAGUCAAGCCAGAGUGUUUGCCUAAAUGUGUGUCCACUGAGAAAGACUGGGUUCUCGACGCUAGUACCAACACAUUCAUGAUUGACCAGUACCAUAAAGCCUGUAUGACAGACAAGCAGAAAUGUAUCAUGGCAGCAACCAACACAGAACCUUUACCCUAUCGGCAUUCAUCCAUUCAGACAGACCUGAAUGUGUUCAUGAGCAGCGCACAAAUUAAGCAUGCUGUAACCAACACAGAGCAGCCCACCACCUACUCUACAGCAAUGUGCACAGACCUGGUCAUUGGGCUAGACUCUGCCACCAACACCGAAUCUAUACCUAGAAGUAAUGUGGCUGUAAAUACCACAGAGAAGGUGUCUCAACUUUUCCAGCAAGCUACGGUUGAGAAGAAAGCACCAGAGCUGAAAUCAAUCUUAAAGAAGCCACAGCAUGUGGACAAAAGUGUUGGGGACAAUGUAGCUGAUGAGGAACCCUAUUCCUUUAGUGAGAUUACAGAGGUUAUUACACCUAUUACUAGAGUUUCUACAGCCAAAUUGGAAAACGUUCAAAAGGCAGCAACAGAGACUAGUAAAUACAUCUCUCAAAGUAACUCUGUAGGUCGUUCAGGUUCAGAUGAGAGAGAUGUACACAUUUCAAGUUAUGAGUUAUCAAGGCGAAGCUCUGCACCUGUCACUUUAGUGGGAAAGCAAAGUGAAAGUCUUGAGACAAAUACCAUGACUAUGAAUUCAUCGUUUAAACAAGUUUCUCCUAGAAGAUCUGAUGACAGCUUCCAGGAAACAGUAACUGAGCACUACAUUAUCACUAAGGAUGGAAAAAAGCUGAUAUCUGAAGAGAAGACUACCACAUCUUCUCGAGGGGGACAUUCCAGCUCUGUGAAUCAUUACACUGGUAAUGCAUCUAUUGAAGGUAGGUCAUCAUUAACAGAUGCUUCUAUCAUCCAUAGCAACAAUGAUAUCAGUACCACUGAGCCUAAGAGUUCAUUAGAUGGACAUAACACCCACAAGUACUCUGGAAGUUCAAAAGUAGAAAAAAUUCAUAUUAACUUGAUGACUAAUCCAUACAGAACAUUAGAAAACCUCUCUGAGGUCUCAGCUCUGGUUGAUUCCCAGCCUGAUGAAAUCGAUUCCAACUCAGUAUCCAUUUCCAAAACAUCCAGUGAUGGAAAUCUGUAUUCUGAGAGAACUUCUCUUAAUGAGACCAAAUCAGUGGACACUAUCUUCGAUAUGAGGCGGGCUGGCUCUGUGGAAGACUUUAUGCCAGAUGAUAUUAAAAAGUACAUGUCCAUUGAGACCAACUUAACUAAAGACUCUGGCUUUGGGGAAGACUUGCAGAGCCGUUUCUCUGGCAACCUAGUGUCUAGCAGCGAGGGAUUGUCUAGUGGUGGCGCCAGUAGGUCAGUGAAACUCUCCAAGACCAUCACCACAACAUCCACUUCUAAAAGUGGAGAUACAGUCAUUGUCCAGGAAACGAAAACUGUAGAAGGUCCUGAUGGUAAAAGUGUGACCACAGUUACUGAGACCACUAAAGAUGGUCUGAAAAUUGUACAGCAAUAUGACAAUGCCCUUCAAGGCCCGCAUUCAAAUUUUUUUUCUAGUAAUGGGGCAACUGAAAAUGAAAUGUCAUCUUCAACAUACUCAUCUAGCUAUUCUUCUAGCCGAACUGAUGACUCAGAUGUGUCAGUUGAGCAGGACACUGACAGUUACACCCAGAUAUCCACUGACAGUGACAUGACAACCAGCAGUGGUAACUAUGGCUCACUAGACAGAGCCACAGGCAAACUCAAGUCCAUCAUGAAACAAAGCAAGUCAGAGGCUGAAAGAAGAGAUAAGAAAACUGGCAUUAGAUUUGCUGAGUCAGUCACUGGAGGGACAGGCUCAAGCUCUGAAGAAGAUGAUGACACGUCAGACUCUGAUUCUACCACAAGCUUUGAUGAAGGAUCUUAUGACAGCCAACAAGGGGAGGUAGUCUACAAGUGUAAAGAUGAUGAAGUCAUAGCCCAGGGACGUCCAGGAGCCCAAAUGUUUGAUCAGAACAUUAGAGAAACCUAUGAACUUUCAGAAGAAGUCAGAGAAGCUUGUACUGUGUUGGCUGCCUAUUUGAUUGACUCAACUGACAUUCAGACAAAACAGCUGAAUGCUUGUCAGAACAUUGUCCAACAGGAAUGGUUUCGAGUAUCAAGUAUGAAACUUUCUAGUGCACACCAAGUGGAAGAUUUCCUAUCUUCUGUGAAUGAGAUUUCUAAAAGUCUCCUCAAGUAUAUUGUCAAUAUGACAGAUUCGAAUGGCAACACUGCUAUACAUUACUGUAUCUCACACUGUAACUUUGAGAUAGCCAGCCUAUUGCUGGACUCAGAAGUCUGUGAUAAUAAUAAGCAAAACAAAGCUGGAUACACUCCUAUCAUGUUGGCUGGACUAGCCUCCAUACAGAACACUGAUCAGUUGGAAGUGGUCAGAAGAAUUUUCUCCACUGGUGAUAUUAAUGCCAGAGCUUCAGAGACUCAACAGACAGCCUUAAUGCUUGCUGCCUCCCAUGGCAAGACAGAGAUGGUCAAACUCUUAGUUGAAGAGGGAGCAGAGAUCAACCUCCAAGAUGUGGAUGGCUCCACUGCCCUCAUGUGUGCAUGUGAACAUGGUCACCUGGAGAUUGUCAACUUUUUGUUGUCCCAGCCAAAUAUUGAUGCCAAGAUUACAGACAAUGAGAAUAGCACUGCCCUGAGUAUAGCCAUGGAGGCAGGACACAAAGAUGUGGGUGUGGUGCUGUACAAACAUCUCAACUUCUCCAAGCCAACAUCUCCAGGCUAUCACAAGAAAAGAAAAAGCUCCAGCUCUCCCACUCCAAGCAGUUUCGAAAUCCACUAACAGAGAAUCCAGACACAGAAUCUUCACUGUGAAUGCUGGGAUAUCACAAGAAGUAGCGUGGGACAUGGAGUAAACUCCCCUGAAGAGGAGAGGUUGCCAGGCUUAUACUCUGAAAUAAAUGUUACAGUUGACACAGAUCUAAAUAUUGUUCAAAAUAUAAACUUACAAUUUUCAUUAUAUUAAACAUUUGAAACACCAGUUAUGUACACUUAAAUCUAGUUAAUCUGAAUGAGAUGUUGCUAUGAUCAUAUAUCUGCAAAAUGCAAUGAAAGAGGUGCUUUUGCUUCUAAAUGUACAUUUAUAAACAAAGUUUUCUUUGCACCUAAUGGGCUAUAUGGCAGGUGGAAAAAAGUUUUCCAUUUUCUGUAACAGUUGACAUGUGGGAAGUGUGGCUGAUUUAGCAAUUAAAUGCCUUUCAGUUCUGAAAUACCAGGGACAUUACUCCAGAUCUACAUUCUGAAUAAAUAAAUGUCUCUUCACAAAGAUUUGAAUCUGAAACUUUUGCUUUGGCAAUCAAUGUGUUAUCCACUCCCUCCCUAAGUAGAAAAGUGUACUAGUUUCACAUUGUACAAGUGAUGGCCCCUGAUAUUCUGAUACAAACUUUAGAACCUUCUUCAAGUUGAAAUAAGAGUGUUGUUCAUCUUGCACUUCAAAUAGUUUUUUCUUAUCUUCAUAUUUCUUAUAUAGAUUCUAGAUGUUUAGGAUUUGCAAAUUUUCUGUGUGAUUUUGACUCAGUUUUCAUCACUUCUCAAAUCCAGUCACAAACCUAUUGUUUCACUACAUCGGACACUUUCUCUUUUUUAUGUGCUUUGAAAAUUGAUAGCAUAGGAAAAUCUCUUUAGAUGAUCACCACCAGUGGUUUGAUCUCCAGACAUAAGAGCAUUAAUUCAAGUGGUCCUUGGAUUUUUUUUUUAGCUGGGACUUGAAUUCUUGUUGUUAAGUUUUCUUGCAAGUAAAUAAUUAAUCUCUCUAUUUGAAAAGCAAGAAAUCUAAACUUGCUUCUGGAAAACCAACCAACCAAUAUCUGUUGUUUGUUUUCUUCAUUCAACUAGUAUGCUGACACCAAACUAAUUUUGCACACCCUUCUGAAUGGCAGAGCUAAUUGUAUGAAUGUGAAACCUUAGCUACUCAUGUACAGAAUCUUGUUCUGUUUGUCCUCCACUAUGUCAAGUGGUCUAUGCCUUUAUUUCAAAAUGUACAUACCAGAGUACAUACAAUAUGUUUAUCUUCAUACAUUCCAUACUAUCUAUGUGAUGUGCGUUGUACAGUUUUGUUAUGUUUUUAUGUUACCUUUUAAUGUAUAUGGCAUUGGGAAUCAAGGUUAUGUGCAUUUCAAAAGUAUAUUGUAUAAUCAUAUGUGAGUCUUAUUACAACACACUACAUAGAAGACAUAUUUCAAUAUUUAGAAGACAUUUCUAUUCACUGCUGUGUUUGAACUUAUGGGUUUGGAUUCAUUAUUCCAAUUUUUAUAAUAAACCAUUAGCAUUAUAAUAUAACUAUUAUAAUUAUUAACAAAUAUAUAUUAUGUGUUCAUGUAUUCUAUAGAUAGAAUAUAUAUUGUGUAGUGUGGAGGUUAACUAGGCACAUAUAGAAAUAUCUAUCUGCUGGAGAGAAAAGCACUUUUAUGUAGAACAUGAUGUUUAAGUUGGCUGGAUUAUCUUCCCUAGGUUUUAGCUGAGUUUCUGCCCUUGACUUUUUAGUUGAUCUACCUCACCUCUUGCUUCCAUUUCACUGAGACCUUUAAUUUUGUGCUGAGGAUGUAUGUGUGUUAGGUAACCUAGGCAUUAUUAAAGGAGUCCUCACUUCAUUAGAAUGACCCUAUAUGUAGUUCUGCCUUGACAUUUCUUAUUUAAUGUCAGCAUGAAGUAGAUUCAUAGCAAAAAAAAGAAUCAAUUAUUUUGUGUGUUCAAUCUUUCUUUUUCAGGCUAACAUAAUGUAUGCUUGAUCUGUCUUCAGAACUGUCAAUUUGAGUUUAUAUUUGAAUUUGUUGUUGGUUGUGAUGUUAUUUAAGAUCUCAGAUAUUGCAGGACAACUAAAGAGGAAGUUUUGUUGGGUUUUUUUUAAUUGGAUGCAGAAUUAUUAUUUUAUCUAAGAAAUUAAAAAUGUUCUCGUACAAUAUAUGCUUGAAUUGUUGCAAGUUAAAACAGGAUUAAAAUAUGCGACAGUUGGAUAGAGCAAAUGCGUUUUAAUUUGCAAGACAUUUCAUUUGUCUUUAUUUAUGUGACUAGAUUAUCUUCUUUUUUGAAGUAAUGUCUGUAAUAUAUAAGAUUGACACCUGAAACGCUUAGGACUUAAUUAUCUUCUUUUUUUGAGGUAAUGUCUGUAAUCUAUAAGAAGACUAAUUUCAUUUGUCUUUAUGUGAAUGUACUUGGAAGAUAUUUCAAAAUAUGUUUUUCUUGUUUCACAAACACUUGACUUCCUAGGUUUAUUUCUGGCCUGACUUAGAGAAACUUAGGUUUUCAAAAAAAAAGUGUUUCCACGAAUCUAACCUACAAAUGUAUGAAUGUGUAUGUCUUGGCCUGAAAUUGUACAUUCAUUAGUAAGAAAGGUGGUGAGAAAGGAGACAACUUGUCUCAUGCUACAAAUGAUAUUAUAGGCUCUAGUUCUACUGAACACUCGGCUAUGUUCUAAUUUGUAUAUAUAUAUAUCCUUUUAACACUUUGUUGACUGGUUGCUUACCAUAACCUUUGAACCUAUUAUGAAAAUAACAAAGCAGUUGUUAUUUUUUUAAAGUAAUUUGUCAAUGUAUAGUAGUCUAUGCAGACACACAAGAUUCUGGCAGCUAUUCAACAGACUGCUGAAGACUUCUAACCCCAAAACAUGGAUGUUCUUCCAAAAAGUUUGUAACAACCAUCUGUAAACCAAAUAGUUUAUCUCAAUUCUUUGUAAGUUUUAUUAAGUAUCUGUGUUUAGCACAAAUCUAUUAUAUAUAUGUAUGUGUGUGAGUGAGUGAGUGUGUGUGGUCUCCUUAGCAAUAGGUUUUAUUUGUUUACUUGUAUGAUUCAGUGUGGGUCAGACAUUAUACAUUGUUCAUACAUAGUAGUCCAAAUAACACCACUACAGCUUUGUCCCCCUUUCUAUAGAUUUGUUGAAAUGGUAUCACAUUGAGGCCUUGAGUUGAAAAGUCUGCUCAGACAGUUUACUUGGAAUGGGAUCUCUUUUGUUGCUGCAAAAAUCUAUUUGAAUAUUUUAUUUGUUAGCUAAAGGAGUUGCAAUGUAACUGACAUAGUCUCCACCCCCCAAACUACAAUGUGUUAGACUUAUAAAGAAUCACAGCUCUUCUCUGCUUGUCUGUCUACCCAAUUUGAAUUAGCCUUAUACCAGUAUAUUAUUGGAAUUAAAUUUUUAUCUAAUGUCAAA
Molecule: messenger RNA, 8641 nt
Organism: Biomphalaria glabrata
Lineage: Eukaryota; Metazoa; Mollusca; Gastropoda; Planorbidae
Product: KN motif and ankyrin repeat domain-containing protein 1-like
Exons: 16
Coding region: 353-5281 (1642 amino acids)
Biological process (GO): negative regulation of actin filament polymerization
Cellular component (GO): cytoplasm; cytoskeleton
Molecular function (GO): protein binding
Source: RefSeq, a predicted model, not a curated record